AUGGACGACGCAGUAUCAGCCGUUGUUGGUCCCUGUAUUGCAUGCCAAGCUACUGUGAAUACGCCAUCACAGGAACCAGUAAAAUCUACACAGCUUCCAAAUGGUCCGUGGAAAAGCUUAGCAGUUGACUACUAUGGACCGCUACCAUCGGGAGAUUAUGUGUUGGUCGUUAUAGACGAAUAUUCAAGGUUUCCUGAGAUCGAAUUUACAACAUCAACAUCGGCUAAAGCAACUAUUCCAAAGCUGGACCGCAUUUUCUCGUCCUAUGGUAUUCCAAUUCAGCUGAAAAGUGACAAUGGCCCCCCAUUUAACUCGAAAACCUUUAGCGAUUACUGUGAAUUUAUGGGAAUUCAACAUAACAACAUUACCUCCCUCCACCCACAAGCUAAUGGAUUGGUUGAAAAUUUUAACAGAAUGAUAAACAAGGUAGUGCGCACUUCUUCGAUUGAGCGGAAAUGUUGGAAAGAGGAACUCCUUAAAUUCCUUCGGAAUUAUAGAGCAACGCCACACACCACAACAGGUAAAAGUCCGACUGAGCUACUGUUCCAAACACGACCGUAUCGAGUACGGUUGUCCGAGCUGUCAACGUCACAUGACACCGAUAACGAGGUACGUGAAAGAGAUGCGGAAAAGAAAUUGCAAGCCAAGCAGUAUGCAGAUCGAAAGUCUUAUGUUAAAUCGUCUAACCUUAAAGUUGGUGAUCUGGUCCUGGUGCGUAAUGAACGAAAAGGAAAGUUGCAGCCAGUAUAUGCUCCUAAACCAUAUACAGUGACAGCGACAAAAGGUACAAUGAUUACCGCCUCAAGAGUUAAUCCAAGACACGUUAUUACUCGAAAUUCGUCAUUCUUUAAACUGCUCAAAGUACCUAGCAAUGAAUGUGGUAGCGGUGGUAUUAAAAUGAAUGGAACAUGUGAUGAGUGUGAUGUAUUCGAGAGCAACAUAAUACAUCCAGAGCAGUUGGGAGGGGAGGAAGAGAUCCAUGCAAACGAACAGGGUGAUAAUUUGGUCGGUGAGGCAGAAGAAGCAGUCGAUAAUUGGGUUGGUGAUCAUGAGGCAGAGGAGGCAGUCGAACAGCGACAAGAUGACAGGGUAAGGAGACAGGAUGUAGAGGUGGAUAUACAGCAAGAGGAAUAUGAGGAUGGAAGCGGACAUGUGCAAGGUGGUCGACUUCUACGACAGAGAAGAGCCCCAAGAUGGCACGAAGAGUACGAGAUGGGAGAAGAUUACUGA
Paramuricea clavata is the source of this 1230-nucleotide messenger RNA. Lineage: Eukaryota; Metazoa; Cnidaria; Anthozoa; Malacalcyonacea; Plexauridae. The record is from the annotation of a GenBank genome assembly.